GCCUCCGGAGGGGCCGCGCAGCUGGAGCGACCGAGCGGUGCCAGGCCAGGUGUGCGCGUCCGUCGGUCCUUCCGUGCCCGCGCCGGAGACCAGCCUCGGAGGCCGCCGGGCCCGUCCCUGUGCCCGGCACCAUGAAGCAGGAGUCCACAGCCCAGAACACCCCGCCCGCCUCGCCGCCCCUCUCACCAGCCCCCUCGCCACCCGCGCAGCAUCCCCGGGAUGACGGCGACCCCCAAGCACUGUGGAUUUUCGGGUACGGCUCCCUGGUGUGGAGGCCCGACUUCGCCUACAGCGACAGCCGUGUGGGCUUCGUGCGUGGCUACAGCCGCCGCUUCUGGCAGGGAGACACCUUCCAUCGGGGCAGUGACAAGAUGCCUGGCCGUGUGGUGACCCUCCUUGAAGAUCAUGAGGGCUGUACUUGGGGUGUGGCAUACCAGGUUCGAGGUGAGCAGGUGAGCGAGGCGCUGAAGUACCUGAACGUGCGGGAAGCAGUGCUUGGCGGCUAUGAUACCAAGGAAGUCACCUUCUACCCCCAAGAUACCCCUGACCAACCACUCAAGGCAUUGGCUUACGUGGCCACCCCCCAGAAUCCUGGUUACCUGGGUCCUGCCCCUGAGGAGGCCAUUGCAACACAGAUCCUGGCCUGCCGCGGCUUCUCGGGCCACAACCUCGAGUACUUGUUGCGCCUGGCGGACUUCAUGCAGCUCUGUGGGCCCCAGGCACAGGAUGAGCACCUGGCUGCCAUCGUGGACGCUGUGGGCACCAUGCUGCCCUGCUUCUGCCCCACCGAGCAGGCUUUGGCACUGGUCUGAGGGGCUGAGCCCCUGCACAGAGUGUCCACAUAGACAUGGGUCCAAGUCCCCAUGCCUGUGCACACAGUGGACUUGAUAGAGCUGGAGCCCGCUGGAAGGACUUGGUGGACAGCUGGGAGCCUCUCUCCUAAGCCCCUGCCUGUCCCACCAGCCUCCAGCUCUCCUGCCUGACACUGACUACUUGAAACUAUUUAUUGCACCAUGUUGGUGUGGUGGGCAGGUGGGGGGCCUGCCCCAGACAUAGGGGCCCUGCUGAGCAGUGCCCCACCUCAGGCACCUGGUGCCUGGCCCAAUUCCCCCCAGUGCUGCUGCUAACCCCAUACCACCCAGGCCUCUGCCUCCCAUCCCCAGUCCAACCACUCCUCAGCCCUGGAAAUAGAGGACAUGUGAAAAGUCCCAGCCUGCUGGGAAGGGGAGGGGUGGAGGGGUGGGGGUGAGGAUUAGGGAGACUUAUGAGAACUGAGACACUUGCGGGUCCUGUUGAUCCCCGCCCUUUCACCCCCCCCUCCCCAGGUUUCCAGGGCAGAACUGGAUCUGGAGCCCGGGCAUAACUGCUGAGGCUGGGCCUGGGCCUCUGAGCCAUUUGGCUGUUUCCUGUCCCUCUGUCUGCUUGUCUUCGUGUUGGUCUGUUCCAAGGGAGCUCAUCACUAUGGGCCCUGGUACCUUCCCAGUCUGUCCCACACUGUUAUCCAUAAACUGAUCUCUUAUUA
Molecule: messenger RNA, 1522 nt
Organism: Lutra lutra (Eurasian river otter)
Lineage: Eukaryota; Metazoa; Chordata; Mammalia; Carnivora; Mustelidae
Gene: CHAC1
Product: ChaC glutathione specific gamma-glutamylcyclotransferase 1
Exons: 3
Coding region: 132-812 (226 amino acids)
Biological process (GO): glutathione catabolic process
Cellular component (GO): cytoplasm
Molecular function (GO): gamma-glutamylcyclotransferase activity; glutathione specific gamma-glutamylcyclotransferase activity
Source: RefSeq, a predicted model, not a curated record